Trichophyton rubrum CBS 118892 is the source of this 1616-nucleotide messenger RNA. RefSeq lists its product as uncharacterized. The transcript is spliced from 2 exons. NCBI's taxonomy places the organism in Eukaryota, Fungi, Ascomycota, Eurotiomycetes, Onygenales, Arthrodermataceae. The record is from RefSeq and is a predicted model, not a curated record. The coding region runs from base 33 to 704 and encodes 223 amino acids.
CCACCGCCGCGCAUCCUCGCGCAGCCUCGAUCAUGUCGAGUGAAGGAGUCGAGGCGUCUGCGACUGGCCAGACGAACCAAGAUAGCAUUGCUUUGGUUCCAGCCGCAGACACACAGAUCGCUUCUACUAGCACAGAUGCAGAUAAGCCAGAAGCCACGGCUAAUGGUGAUGAGAAGCCCACAUCUACGGGAAAUACCGAAAAGCCGGCGGUAGAGACCAAAUCAGACGCACCAACCGAAGACAAGAAGGUUGAAGAGACCAAAGAAGAGACCAAAGAAGAAUCUAAGGAAGAAUCCAAGGAAGAAGCCCAGGAGCAGCCCGAAGAGCCCAAGGGAGAGAAGGAAACUGGACAGAAGCGUGACCAUGCCGCCAUGUCUACUGCCGAACCCGCCGCAACUACUGCUGACUCCAAGGACGAGAAAGAAGAGACCCAGGACGAGCCCAUCGAACCAGCCGAGAAGAAACAAAAGGUUCAGAAGAAAGAUGAGGCCAUCUCUACUACGGUUGCUGCUGCUGAUACAACGGAGAACGGCAAUGCCAAUGGAAACAGUAAUGGCAAUGAAGCCGCGAAGAGAAGACCAGGCCGCCCCAAGAAAUCUGGCGGAGCCUCAGCAGCACCCCCGAAGAAGAAGACGCCUACACCACGAAGCUCUGACGGAGUUGGAAGCAGGACUAGAAGCCGUCGACCCCAGGCCGAAGCUUAAACAGCCUCGAUUCGAAACCACAAGAUAUAAACCGUCCCACUGUGCGGCAAUCCCGCAUCAUUGCUUCCCCCAUUUGACUGAUAGUAUUAUGUUCCAGCCAUCUAUCUGUCUACCUUUCUUCUUUUCUACUGUCAUGAUUGUGAUUUUUAUCUUCUCGGCGCAAGAUGUAGGUAACUAGGAGGCCUGGUCAACAGGAUGGAUGCAAGGGGGAGACUAAGUAACAAUGGAUGGACGGAUCUCUCUCGUCGAUUGUCGGUGUACAGUAACGAGCGUACUAUCGAGGUCUAUGAUCAUGAACCAAACGCUGGAGGGACAUGACAGGACGACACCAGGUAGCUAUUCUAUCCAGGUCACCGAAUAUCAAUUAUGUUUUUGUCUGCUCCUGGUCUGCCAAACUACCUACGUAUGCCUGUGAGGCUAGGUAACUGCAUAAACCUCCGCCGGCGCAAACAAAAACACGUCUGCCUGGGCCGCGGAACAGGAUACAGGCCAGGUCUACGUAGACGAUGACGCUGGUUUACUUACGUCUUCUCCCUGCUGUAAGAAAUAGUUGCAGUUUCUGAGUCCGUCUGUUUGCGCCGCUGCUCGUAUCGUCGACAGCAAGAUGCCCGAUAUAAAUAUAUCUCGUAUACAGCCAUCUCGACUGCAACGGCUUCGUCUUCUCAUCGGCCCUGGAAUCCUAGUUAACCGAUAACUAUUUGCUCGAGUCCUCCUGGCUUGUUUGGAUAGUUAAGCCUGACUAUUUGUUUGUUAGCGACGGAGCAAGUGACAUCCAAGCCAAAGCAUCCACGCCCGAACAGUCACUCUCGAAACUCACUCCCUACUAAAGAACCAGGCAUAUUUCUUCUUCUCGCCCUCGUUGAUCGCUCUCUCGAUCUUCAAGCGUCUCGUCUGCCUGUGAUCUCCAUCGCU